Molecule: messenger RNA, 1506 nt
Organism: Scaptodrosophila lebanonensis
Lineage: Eukaryota; Metazoa; Arthropoda; Insecta; Diptera; Drosophilidae
Gene: Pex7
Product: peroxisomal targeting signal 2 receptor
Exons: 3
Coding region: 224-1240 (338 amino acids)
Biological process (GO): protein import into peroxisome matrix
Cellular component (GO): peroxisomal matrix; cytosol
Molecular function (GO): protein binding
Source: RefSeq, a predicted model, not a curated record
AACCAUUUACUCAACUAAAGUCUGAGGGAAACCUUAGAAGUUUUGGCUGCACUGGGACAGCGUGUUAUAAAUCAAAGAUCGAUAUAUUGAUUGCAUUUUUCUUUCAUUAUUUCUCUGACUAAGCGAGCUGGUCAUUGGAAGUGGAUGAAGCAGGAAAUUAAUAAAGUCUACAUCAAUUAUUUCUCACUCUUUAUUUGCAGCCAACACACAAACCACAAACGACAUGCAAGCACAGACACACACCACCGUCGAUCGUCAUGGCUACAGUCUGCGCUUCUCACCCUUUGAGGCCAACUAUUUGCUGCUGGCUACCAGCCAAUUGUACGGUCUGGCCGGUGGUGGUUCGCUCUUUCUGCUUGCACAGAACAACCAAACAGAUGCUACUGCAGAGACGAAAAAAAAUCUCACAGAGCUAUGUCGACUGGAGUGGUCCGACGGACUGUUUGACGUUGCCUGGUGUCCGUAUGGAGCCGACAUAGCUGCCACAGCCUCUGGCGAUGGUUCGCUGCAGAUUUGGUCCGGCUUGGAUGCGGAGGCGGCGACGGCACAGCAGACACCGAAAGCACCGCUGAUCUGUUUGCAGGAGCACAAGAAUGAGAUCUACAGUUUGGAUUGGGGAGAGAAGUGGAACUAUCAUACUCUGCUCUCGGCCAGUUGGGACUGUACACUCAAGCUGUGGGACUGCAAUCGACAGCACUCCAUAACGACGUUUGUGGGACACAAUGAUUUGAUAUAUUGCGCAAAGUUUUCGCCACUCAUAGCGAAUCUCUUUGCGAGCGUAAGUACAGAUGGACAAUUAAACUUAUGGAAUUCUCUUGAUCUUGCAGGUAAACCACUGAUGAGCAUCGAGGCGGCCCAUGACAGCGAAGUGCUGGCCUGUGAUUGGAAUCAUUUCGAUCGCAAUCUGCUGGUGACUGGCGGCUCGGAUGGUCUGAUUCGUGGCUGGGAUCUGCGAAAGAUGCGGACGCAUGUCUUCGAGCUAUACUCUGGGGAUUUUGCAGUGCGACGCCUGGCCUGUUCGCCACAUUCGGCGUCUGUCUUAGCCUCGGCCAACUAUGACUUCACCACACGGAUUUGGAAUCUGGAGCAGGGAGAAGCUGCAAAGGAAAUCAAUGAACAGCAUACGGAGUUUGUAUGCGGACUCGAUUGGAAUCCACAUCGAGCACAUCAGCUAGCCGAUUGUGGCUGGGAUGCCAUUACCAACAUAUAUACGCCCAAAUGCCUAACGGAUGUGAUCUAAACUAGGUAUCUACGAGUAAAUGCGAGCGAUUCUAAUGCUUUCCAUGGGCCUUAAUCAACUGGAAGUAGAACUGCUAAUCUGUAACUGUUUGUGAAACUGGAAAUGGAAUGUGAUAAAGGCGCGUUUGGCGCCAAAAUAGCCAGGCCCUAAACCAAGUCCAUCAAGACGACAAUGAUAGCUGAGCUAUGCCGGGCCCACAAAGAAAAUGAAAAGAAACUCCCUCUAAGGAAACGACGACCUGUAAAUAGUGCAAGUGAAAGACAAAU